GGUGGUGUUCGUGAUUGUGUGGUGAUGUUAGUGGUUGUGAUGGUGGUGUCACGGAGGAGUGGUAGUGUAGUGGUUUGUGCGAUGCGUUACGAACCCAGCCCCGGUGACGAUUAUCUUAACCGGUCCUGGGGGCCUCCCCUAGGUCGACUCAGCCUCAAAUAAGUCGCUGGUGCGGUGCGUAGUAAACAUCGUCACUGGGGAGACAAAGGUGGCCGGGCGGGGUGCUGGCCACCCACCCACUCGUCUGCCGUGCCGGCCUUCAUAGGUACUCGCUAACAGCACUUGCCUCUACAGUCUGUUCAGGCUACACGGGGGAUCUUUGUCUUUGUGUGUUUAAGAAACAGACGGUGCCCGUCUUGUCCCUGCAUCUUGCCGCCUUCGUGCGCCUCCUCCCCGUGGCCUCUGCGCCCUCUGAAGAAGGAGGUGUUCCCCGAAACGUCGGUCCAGCACGAUACAGAUCGGACACGGACACACACAGAGUGUUCGUACAGCACGGUUCAGCAGCAAUAGCAUCACCACCACCAAUCACCAGAUGGCUUCGCACGUUGAGUUGCCACUCAUCAAACAAGAGAACGAUGAGACUCCAAGCCCCAGGAUGUAUCCUCGUGUGACUAUGGAACGUGGUUAUGAAGCGGGCGUCAAGGAAGAAGAUGAUGGGAGUUUGGACACUAAGAUAAUGAAGAUUGCGGUGAAAACCGAAGUGAAGGAAGAUGCUCCAGAUGUGAAUAUUGUUAAAGUUGAAGGAGCCGUUGAGAGGACAAAGCAGACUGGGGAUUCCCACGGAUGUCCGGCCACUCCAGACCAGAAUUUCAUCGAAGUGGAGUUAUCAGAGGAGGACGUUGGUGAAGCAGGGGAAGGAAAAGAAACGGACCUUCUGUGCAAAGAAUGCGGGAAGGGCAGUUGCUUCAAAACAAAUACGACGGACAAAGCAGAACGCACCGGCAACAAGAACCGGCGAGCCUGCAAGCAUUGCAGGAAGGCACUUGAAGGCAUCGCGUUGUGCACGGCAGUGGCUACCGAUGGGAGGAAGCACGUGUGCAAGGAGUGUGACAAGGGGUUUACAACGCGUUUUAGUUUAGAGACGCACAUGAGAACACACACCGGUGAGAGGCCGCACGUGUGCAACGAGUGUGGGAAGAGGUUUACAACGCGUUUUACCUUAAGCACGCACGCUAUUUCACACACGGGCGAGUGGCCGCACGUGUGCAAGGAAUGUCAAAAGGGCUUUGCACAACGUUCCGAUUUAGAGAAACACGCACGAAUACACACCGGCGAGAAGCCGCACGUGUGCUACGAGUGUGGGAAGGGCUUUUCCCAAAGUUCUACAAUGGAGGCGCACAUCAGAACACACACCGGCGAGAAACCGCACGUGUGCAAGGAGUGUGGGAAGAGGUUUACAAAGCGCUCUAUCUUAGCCAGACACGCGAUAUCACACACGGGAGAGUGGCCGCAUGUUUGCAACGAGUGUCAAAAGGGCUUUGCACAACGUUCCGAUUUAGAGAAACACGCACGAACACACACGGGCGAGAAGCCGCACGUUUGCAACGUGUGCGGGAAGGGCUUUUCACAACGUUCAGAUUUAGACAAACACGCACGAACACACAACAGCGAGAAGCCGCACGUUCGCAUGGAGUGCGUGAAGGACUUUUCAAAACGAUCUACAUUAGAAGUGCUUGUUAGGACACACACCGGCGAGAAGGUGCAUGUGUGUAAGGAGUGUGGGAAGGGGUUUACAAAGCGCUCUGCCUUAACCAAACACUGUAUGUCACACGCGGGCGAGUGGCCACACGUGUGCAACGAGUGUGGGAAGGCGUUUCCAAAACGUUCCGAUUUUGAGAAGCACGCGAGAACACACACUGGAGAAAAGCCGUACGUGUGCAACGAGUGCGGGAAAGAGUUUGCAACGUUUUAUACUUUAACCACACACUCCAUAUCACACACGGGCAAGUGGCCGCACAAGUGCGCAGAGUGCGGAAAGGGAUUUGCACAGCGUUCCGAUUUAGAGACGCACACAAGAACACACACCGGCGAGAAGCCGCACGUGUGCAGGGAGUGCGGGAAAGGCUUUUCAAAGCGAUCGACAUUAGAGGCACACGCUAGAACACACACCGGUGAGAAGCCGCACGUUUGCAACGAGUGCGGGAAGGGGUUUAUAAAGCGUUCCAACUUAGCCACACAUUGUAUAUCACACACGGGCGAGUGGCCGCACGUAUGCAAGGAGUGUAAUAAGGGCUUUGCACAGCGUUCCGAUUUUGAGAAGCACGCGAGAACACAUACGGGCGAGAAGCCGUAUGUGUGCAACGAGUGCGGGAAGGGCUUUGCAACGUGCUAUACUUUAACCAUGCACGCCAUAUCGCACACGGGCGAGUGGCCGCACAUGUGCGUCGAAUGUGGGAAGGGCUUUGCGCAGCGUUCCGAUUUGGAGAAACACACACGAACACACACUGGCGAAAAGCCGCACGUGUGCAAGGAGUGUGGGAAGGGAUAUUCACAACGUUCCGAUUUGGAGAAACACGCAAGGACACACACCGUUGAGAAGCCGCAUGUUUGCAAUGAGUGUGGAAAGGGGUUUGCAACGUUGUAUACUUUAACCACACACUCCAUGUCACACACUGGCGACUGGCCGCACGUGUGCACGGAGUGCGGGAAGGGAUUUGCGCAGCGUUCUGAUUUGGAGAAACACACAAGAACGCACACCGGCGAAAAGCCGCACUCGUGCCAGCAAUGCGGGAAGAGCUUUGCGCAGCGUUCAAAUUUGGAGGCACACGCGAGAACGCACACGGGUGAGAAGCCCCAUGUGUGCAAAGAGUGCGGGAAGGGGUUUUCCCAUCGUUAUAAUUUAGAGAAACACUCUAGAACACACAAUGUGGAGUGAUAAUCUGAAUCAGAAUUUGCUUCAUCUUGAAGGCAACGGUGAAUAUUUUUAAUAGUUUUUUUUUGCAACUUGACAAGAGCUGCUGUACAAAGCACAUACCGCAACAAGGAUGGGGGGGGGGUGUACAGGAGGAACUCCGCGGACUAAAUCGUUUGGUUUCAGGUCCCCCCCCCGCACCUGCAGGGUUUCAAUUGAGGAGCUUAAGUGUUUUUUUUUAUAGUCCAAUUAUGUCCGAGUAAAUGUACUGGCGGGUUUUUCUUUUUUUAAAACCACGGGUGUUGGAGAGUAUAUAUUCGCCUAGACCAGGGGUCGGCAACCAAAAUAACAAGAAGAGCCAUUUCUUUCCAAUUCGGUACAAAAUUCAGUAUUUCAAGAGCCGCAAUGUAUCUGAGUACAUACGUACUCAUCGUCAAGAAGCAGCCCGUAAAGAGCCGCAUGCGGCUCCGGAGCCGUAGGUUGCCGACCCCUGGCCUAGACUAACUACAGGUGCAGGCUUGGGUUUGGCAAAGAGGGCCUUAGGCUUCGAUGGUACGAUGAACCAUCCAAAGAAGGGGGAACAGCUCGACUAAAAAGGAGGGGGGGAAAACACAAGCUCCCUCUGGGGUCUUGGGACUAAAAAGGAAAUAAAUUAAUAUUUAAAAAGAAAAAAGAGGUCGUUUACUGGGUUCUAAUCUGAAGUAGGGGUUGGAGAGGCCCGUUCAGCUUUACUAACUCUGCCUUGUGUAAUGCGAUUGUCGUAAAUGGACAUUAAAGAUACGAGCCACACUAGUGCGACUGUGGCUAUCCAACCCAAACUGUGGAUUCUAUUGUCAAUGCCAGUCUACACUCCUUCACUGGAGAAGGAAUGGUGAAGCCACACGAACACUCCCCUGAAGCCAUCUCAUGGCCGGCAGAUCUCGACAUUGGCGUUUAGCUCCUGAACAUUUAUGUUUGCUAUUUUUUUUAUUUUACCAGGCAUAACCAACUCGCCCUUUCCCUCUCCUCCCGUGAUCGUUACGAGGGGACAGUCUGGUUAAUAAGUAAAAAAAACAGCAACGAUAAUAGUCGAUAAUUGUUUUUUUACCCUUCUAUCUGGCAACAAAAUUGACACCUUUUUACAAGGAGUCAUGUUUGCAUAGACCGCAAUACCUGCAGUCAUAAUACAAACAAAAGAACAUAACUCUGAUAAUGUGCACUGUCCUUGAAGUUGUUUGUUGCCAGAUAGAAGGGUAAAAAACCAAUUAUCAUAUUUUUACUGGCAAAUGAGGUUCCCAUAGUGAUAAUAGUCGAGUUUGGAGGCAAUGAGUGGAUACUCUUCGUUGUGUUCUGCCCUUCUAAGAAUCGGAUGACUCCACCGCCAAGGGAUGCCAGAGGGUUGUGUGACUGCAACUCUUUAUUUCAAAGUGUUCUUCUGAGGAGCAUUCGUGCAUCUGUAAUUAUGACCAGAUGCACAGCAAUCAACCCCAAUUAACACCAUCUCAGUGUUCAACCCCUGUAUUGUACAAUGUCCACCCUAAUCUGAAUAAUGGUUACACCUGCUUAUCAUAUACAAUACACAUUCAACUUCUUAAAUAUUUAACAUUUAGCCAAACUAUCUUCUAGAAACAUCUAGAUUAUUUUCUAAAUACUGUAUUCUAGUCAGCCGCUGUGAUAAUACUGCACAAAUUAAAUACUAAUAUAAUAAGCCUAGAAUGUGUCCCAUGCGUGACGUCACUCCACAUGAGGCCCCCCCCUUCAUUAAUAAACGUAGUUUUUAUUUUUUUAUUUUUUUAACCUAUCUACGUGACUUUACCUAAAGACCCAAAGAAUAUGAAUUCCUGCAGUCACGAAAGCUUUCAGACAAUAUUUGCCUGUGCAAUAUCCACCCGAAUCUGAAUAGGUGCCCUGUACCCUGAAUUUAUUACUCUACUGGUCGGCGUGGCCUCGUGUGCAUUCACGUGACUCUAUGGGUCCAAUCAAUGGUCAUUAUUCCUUUCAUUCACAAUUAUACCUGUGGUUCAUUUACAUUAAGCCAAUACCGGCUACACAGGCAAGGCCCCACAGAGCUACUAUAGGGCCGUCCAUAAAUGACGUCACGCGAUUUUGGAUGAU
Molecule: messenger RNA, 4945 nt
Organism: Lethenteron reissneri (Far Eastern brook lamprey)
Lineage: Eukaryota; Metazoa; Chordata; Hyperoartia; Petromyzontiformes; Petromyzontidae
Product: oocyte zinc finger protein XlCOF6-like
Biological process (GO): regulation of cytokine production; regulation of immune system process; negative regulation of transcription by RNA polymerase II
Cellular component (GO): nucleoplasm
Molecular function (GO): RNA polymerase II cis-regulatory region sequence-specific DNA binding; DNA-binding transcription repressor activity, RNA polymerase II-specific
Source: RefSeq, a predicted model, not a curated record